Molecule: messenger RNA, 3660 nt
Organism: Blastomyces gilchristii SLH14081
Lineage: Eukaryota; Fungi; Ascomycota; Eurotiomycetes; Onygenales; Ajellomycetaceae
Product: cytosolic Fe-S cluster assembly factor NAR1
Exons: 2
Coding region: 216-2081 (621 amino acids)
Biological process (GO): iron-sulfur cluster assembly
Cellular component (GO): cytosolic [4Fe-4S] assembly targeting complex
Molecular function (GO): 4 iron, 4 sulfur cluster binding
Source: RefSeq, a predicted model, not a curated record
GAAUUACUCAGCGGGAUAUCAACGGCCAUUAAAGUAAAAUAAUUUUUGCCUUCUCCAUACCUAGGUAUAUUUAUUCUGUCACGUUUGCUACAUCUGUCUUUUGUUUCUGCUGGCACAUAUAACCCCGUUCGUUAGUUUUGUGAAUAGCUAGGGUCUACAAAUUUGGUGCGACGCCUUCACGACCGGCACAGUGUCGUUGCUCUGGUGCCGCCACCAUGAGCGCAAUUCUGUCUGCAGAUGACUUGAAUGACUUCAUUUCUCCAGGGGUUGCUUGCAUAAAGCCCAUCGAAACACUACCCCACAAAGAGGUUAAAAACUCAGAGAAUGCAUAUGAAGUUACAACAGAAGACAAGAUCGAACCGGAAAACCCCCCCCCAGCUCAAAUCUCCCUGACUGAUUGUCUGGCAUGUUCGGGUUGCGUCACCUCUGCUGAAGCAGUUUUGGUAUCGUUACAGUCGCAUGCUGAAGUGCUUAACACCUUGGACUCGUGCCCCGAAUUACGAAUUGAUGAGCGGAACGGACACGGUGUCGCUCAAACAUUACGCGAUGACGCCGGUUUCUCUGCUGCAGGCCAGCAGAGCAUAGCAGAAGGCGAUAAGAAGAUAUUUAUUGCAAGUGUCAGUCCACAGGUCAGAGCAAGCUUGGCCGCAACAUAUGGAAUAUCUGAACGCAAGGCCGGAUGGUUGAUCGAGCAAUUCCUCGGUGGCCCCCAAGGGUUAAGGGCUGGUGGCGCUCACGGGAAUGGUUUUGCCUGGGUGGUUGAUACAAACGUUAUGCGGCAGGUCUUCUUGGAGCUCAGCGUGAAUGAAGUUAUGGAGUCUUUGGAGGACUCAGGAAGUCCUAGCCUCGAAGGGUUUCCAAUCCCAAAGCGCCCAGUCUUAUCAUCCGCCUGUCCGGGAUGGAUAUGUUACGCCGAAAAGACUCACCCUCACGUCUUACCUCACAUAUCCCGUCUAAAAUCUCCACAAGCUCUUACAGGCACUUUGUUGAAGACCGUGCUGAGCAAGGCAUUGAACAUCUCACCGGCCCAGAUUUGGCACUUGGCCAUCAUGCCUUGUUUCGAUAAAAAGCUGGAGGCUAGCCGGCAAGAAUUAACAGAUGCUUCCUGGCAAUCAUCUUCAUCUACCACACAUUCUCCCGUCCGCGAUGUUGACUGCGUCAUUACAUCCCGCGAAGUUCUCAUGCUAGCGACGUCGCGGAAUAUCUCGCUCCAAAACCUCCCAUUGCAACCAUUACCUUCGUCAUAUACCCCUCUAUUCCCUGAUCCCUACCUUGCAUCUUUCUUAUUUCCUAAAUCCGGCCCGUCCACCCAGCCGUCCACAGCUGGCACGUCGGGGGGAUACCUCUUCCACAUCCUCACAGCUUACCAACAUCGAAACCCGGGAAGCCAAAUCCAAACGCAGCGUGGUCGAAAUUCUGACGUGAUUGAAUAUUCCCUAACAUCUCCCUCAGGCGAUACCAUUAUAAAAGCUGCUCGCUACUACGGUUUCCGUAAUAUCCAAAACCUCGUCCGGAAACUAAAACCCCCCCGCGCAUCUAGGCUCCCUGGCGCCAAGCCUAUGAUAGGUCGCAGGGCAGGCAGUGGGCGAGCAACUGCAGCCAACAACACAUCAGCCACAGAUUAUGCUUAUGUCGAAGUAAUGGCGUGUCCCGGUGGAUGCACGAAUGGCGGUGGGCAAAUACGCGUCGAGGACGUACGAGACAUUAAUACCCCGAAGCAAGACACGAUCAAUCCACUACAGCAGGAUGAGCAGCCACAGCCACAAUCUACCCAAAAAUCAACGCCACAGGAACAGCGAGCUUGGCUAGCGCGAGUCGACGAAGCAUACUUCUCAGCCGAUUCCGAUUCGGAUUCCAACUCCAACACCCACCCUAUCGCGCGCGACAGAGGUCACCGUCCAUUUGACGAUCUGUUGUCCCACUGGUCCCGCAGCACCAAUAUCCCACUCGAAAAACUUGUGUAUACCACUUUCCGAAAGGUAGAGAGCGACGUGGGCAAGGAAAAGGGUAAGGAUCCAGGGGGGAUGGGCGAUAUGGCUCGUGUAGCGGAACUUGCCGGGAAGGCCGGUGGUGGUUGGUAGGCAGUGUAUAUAUCCGUCCCUCUUCGCGUGUGCUCUCACUCUCACUCUCUCACUCUCACCUCCUCUCUCUCUCACGCACACGCACACACACACACACACACACACAUACCUGCGCACAAAAAUUAUAAAAGAACGAGUGUGCUGUGACCCAACAGCCGAACCUCUCUUCUCUCUUCUCCGUUUUAUAUAGUGGAGUUUUUACCUUUUGGUUUCUAUGUCUUGCAUACAUUUUAGCCACGCCCGGCCUCCAUAUGUAUUUGUACUCUUCCUUACUACUUUAUAGACGGGAACGGUUGGAUAAAUAUAUAUAAUAUUGAAAAAUUUUCUUUCAUGAUCCUAAUUAUAUCUAAUUAAUCUGGUUAGCGUCACAUGAUGAAUGAUUUACUGAACCUUGAAAGAGAAGGGGGAGUAGAUUACCCUGCAGCCGGUUAUUGCCUUAUUAUUGGCGGUUUGGAUUGCCAACGUGAAUCUGAUGCGAUUAGGCAGAUGAAACUUGGAAUACCCGGCGUAGAGGAGGGGUGGGAACGCGGAGCUAGAACUUGAGAGAAUCUUUCGCUACACUACUUGGCAACUAGUUGUGACGAAAACUAGAAACCCAGCAUUGAGAUUAGCAGUUAUGGUGCACCGAAUGAAGAUUCAAAUUGGUACUUCUAACGCGACAGAUUGAACGACUGUAAACUGCAACAUGUGGAUAUUAUGAGUGAAAGUCACGACAAUGUUGCGGUGGCUAAUAAUAGUCAAACCAACAUAUCAUGCUAAAGGAAAGGGAGUGAAAAGUUUUAACUCCUGGGUGAGGAAUUCCGUGCUGCGCAACAUCAAUAUCACACAAUACACCACUUGAAAUGUAGCCCCAGUCCGAGAAACCACUGUGAUAACGGAAAACAGAAAAUCGAAGAGCAAACAGCGGACAAAAUAAAACUUUAGGAGAGCUCAAGAGAUGCUCUAAAUUCUCUGCCUAGUCUUGGGCUUGCAUUUCGCAGCCGCCACAUUGGUGAAUUUCGGAAGAAAUUACUUCACCAGUAGGAAAAUCAGGGUUCCGAGGUUGAACUUGAAAAAGGGGGAAAGCGCAAAUUGAUGUCCUAAGUGGUAGCUGUACAGAAGGAUGGGUAUCUCUCAUUCCCACUUUAGCAUAGGUAUCUUGUCCGCACUGACAAGGCGAUGGGCAUGAACAAUGAGGUCGGCAAGCACAAUUUUGUGGGUUAGACAAAAGUGAUUUGAUUGAUAUCCCAAGUGGUGGUUGUGCAGAAGAGGCGGCAUUUCUCAGGGUCAUUUUACCAUCUGCAACAUACUCACAUGCACAAGGCUGUGGGCAUGAACAUGGAGAUGGACAAGCACAACUCUGUGGGCUAGCCGUAGCGGGUACCACAGCAGAUUUCUGCCCGCACUCAUAACUUUGCUGGUACCCUGGUGUAGCUUCGGUGGGGUGUGAACCUCCUCCGCCUGGCGAAAGUAAAGGGGCCUUAAACGGCUGGUGGGCUACACAGAUAUGGUAAACCGAGUCGGAUUGUGCUGCCAAAUGAUCAACUUUAACUCGUUUUGGGUGGCAUUCCCGGCAGUGAGAAUAGACCUGGAGCUCUUC